Messenger RNA from Colletotrichum spaethianum, 1758 nucleotides. RefSeq names its product dehydrogenase xptC. Gene Ontology annotation, biological process: secondary metabolite biosynthetic process. The transcript is spliced from 5 exons. The coding region runs from base 1 to 1758 and encodes 585 amino acids. Gene Ontology annotation, molecular function: oxidoreductase activity, acting on CH-OH group of donors; flavin adenine dinucleotide binding. NCBI's taxonomy places the organism in Eukaryota, Fungi, Ascomycota, Sordariomycetes, Glomerellales, Glomerellaceae. The record is from RefSeq and is a predicted model, not a curated record.
AUGUUCGGGCCCAUUGCUGCUUUCACGAGCGUCCUCGCUUUGUUGGCACUAACGCCAGUCGCCGCAAGGUCGAUGCUCCUAGACUCGGCGACCAUACUCGAGCGCACCGAGCAGGUCAAGGACUCAUACGACUAUGUCAUCGUUGGCGCUGGAACCGCGGGAUUCCGUACUGUAUCGGACGCGAUCAUUGAGGCCGGCGGCGGUCGCUGGUUCAACGACCCCGGCAUCCAGUACAAUAUCACAUCGACCCCGCAGCCCGGGAUGAACAACCGCACGCAAUUUGUCUGGAUCGGGUGCUGCGUCGGCGGUAGCUCGGCCAUCAACGGUAUGGUCAUGGUGCGUGGGACAAAGGUCGAAUACGACGGCUGGGCGGAGCUGGGGGGGCCGAACUCGACUUGGAACUGGGACGGUGUGCUGCCUUAUUUCAAGAAGGCUGUGCAUUUCACACCUCCCGAGGAGGAGAUUGCUGAGACGUUCAACAUCACCUGGGACCCGAAUGCUUGGGGUAUGGAAGAGAAAACGAGGGUCUUUGCGUCGUUCCCCGAAUACCAGAACCCUUGGUUGAUACCCACGUACCAGGCCGUCAAGAAGAUGCCGCGAAUGGAUGUCCCUCUCGAUGGCGCGGGCGGUGACAACGGCCUGUUCUGGUUCCCGUCCUCGAUCGACCCCAAGCGUUACCGGAGAUCGUACGCUCGCACCGGCCACUACGACGGCAUCACUCGUCCCAACUAUGAGGUCAUCACCAGGCACAAAGUCCGGAAGAUUCUUUUCGACGGCACAACGGCAACUGGGGUCGAGUUCACCUCCCGCGAUGGCGACGCCCAGCCCAUCACGGUGAAGGCCACCAAGGAAGUCAUACUCGCCGCCGGCGCAGUCCACACCCCACAGGUCCUACAACUCAGCGGUAUCGGAUCGAAACCCCUCCUCGACGAGGCCGGCAUCCCGGUGCUCCUCGACAUCCCUGGCGUGGGCCAGAACUUCCAGGACCACGCAUACCUCAGCGUCGGCUACGAAUGGCGCAAUGGAACGCCCUCGGGCCCGGACGUCCCCGGGAACGGCGACCCGUCCAGCGUCGCUGCCCCGAACCUCGGCGCCUGGGUCGGCCUGCCCACGAUGACGUCCGACUUCGAGGCCAUCGCGUCCCGUUACGAGGCUCAGAACCCGGCGGAGUUCCUGCCGGAGAACACGCACCCGACUGUGGUGGCCGGCUACGCCGCCUUCCAAGCUCUCCACGCGAAGCUCCUACGCGACAAAAACAUAAACGUCAUGUGGCUGCCCCUGUCGGGCGGCGCGGGCGGCAUCGUCAUGGCCAUGCACAUCGUCAGCCACGGGACCAUCAACAUUGACCCGUCGGACCCGGAGGGCGAGCCGGUGGUGGACUACCGCGCGCUCAGCAACCCCGUCGACAUGGACAUCAUGGUCGAGAUUGUCGAGUUCAUGCGCAAGUACAUGGCCAGUCCGGACUUUGCAGGGUACCAGCCAUUCGAGACGUCCCCGGGGGCGAACGUGACGGGCGCGGCGUUGAGGGAAUGGAUUCGAGGCCAGUAUAUCCCGACCAACUUCCACCCGAUCGCGACGGCGGCCAAGAAGCCCCUGGAGAUGGGCGGCGUUGUUGGUGAGGAUUUGUUGGUGCACGGGGCGCGGAGACUCAGCGUUGUGGAUGGGAGCAUCAUGCCGCUGCUGCCCGGGGCGAACACGCAGCAGACGGUUUACAUGUUGGCGGAGAAGGCUGUCGAUCUGAUCAAGGCGAGGCAGUAG